Cololabis saira (Pacific saury) is the source of this 6371-nucleotide messenger RNA. RefSeq names its product APC membrane recruitment protein 2 (gene amer2). Gene Ontology annotation, cellular component: plasma membrane. Gene Ontology annotation, biological process: regulation of canonical Wnt signaling pathway. Gene Ontology annotation, molecular function: phosphatidylinositol-4,5-bisphosphate binding; beta-catenin binding. The record is from RefSeq and is a predicted model, not a curated record. Lineage: Eukaryota; Metazoa; Chordata; Actinopteri; Beloniformes; Belonidae. The coding region runs from base 162 to 2243 and encodes 693 amino acids. The transcript has a single exon.
GAGGCAAGUCAGAGUGGGAGUGAAGGAGCACCAGACAGCAGGGUGGAGGGAGACGGAGAGAAAGAGGGGUGAGUGCAUGUGUUGCCAGAAAGAGAGAGGAUAGAAAGGCAGCGAGGGAACUCGAGGGAAACGACACUGUGAGAGGGACAACGUGCUGGAUAAUGGAGGUGCAGUCGGAGUGUGUGGAGCCUCCUGUGGCCCCUCAGUGUGACCCCCAGCCUGCGGGGAAGAUCAACAAAGCUGCCUUCAAACUCUUUGGAAAGCGACGCACUGGCUCUGGAAUGGCUAGCUUUUUCUCCUUCAGGAACAAAGGGACAACGAACAGCGGAAACAACGGAAAUUCGGACAAUGGCAAUUCUUUGAAUGGAAACAGCUCAACAGCAUCAGUGGACCUUGUGAGGAGCAAAACACAUGAUGGACUAACAGGCUCGAACAGCGAUGCAGAUGGACAGAGAGGGGAGGGCCCCGCUAGCCUUGAGGCAGGUCCAGUGAGGUCUCUCAGUAAAUCAUUGAGUUUCUUUUCUCUCCUGCGACGUGGGAGUUUUAGGUCAGGUGAAAAUGGAGGGGCGGGGAUUGUGAGGAGAGGGAGGGGCCUGAAGGGCUUUUUUAGCAGCAUGCGAUGGAGACGUAAAGAAAAAACAAAUGAAGCAGAAGGGGAAGAGGUUGAAGGUAAGAAGGAAAAGGAUGGGGCUGUUGCUGACUCUGAAAAGGUGAAGGACAUUACUCUCACCCUUGAACCACCACCACACCAUCAACAAGAAGACUGUGAAAAUGCAGAGGCAGGACCUGACAUCCAAGAAGCCAACACUCCCACCACCAAUAUUAUGACACCCACACACUGUAUUGCCAUGCCAGGACCAUCUGCUGCAACAGACUCCCCCUUUCCUUCGACGCCCAUUGAUUCACCAGUGCACCCUCCCGCCCACAAAAACAAAGUUUCCGUUUCCAGCCUCACCCCCUCCCUUGCUACCCCCCCUAUGGAUCGCUGCAGCACUGGUGAGCCACCUUCUGAGCCUUCAGUGGACAGAUUGUGCUCCCUCCUCUUCACUGAUGUCACAUCGCUUAAAAGCUUUGAUUCACUGACAGGCUGUGGUGACAUUAUUGCUGAUGCAGAUGAAGAAGGGCCAGUGGGCAAUGGAGGUAGUGGCACCAGUAGCAGCAGCAGUGGGGGUGGAGGAGGAAGUGUAGGACCAAGUGUUGGGAGAGUUGGUGGUAUCUCCAGUGCCACAUCCCAUGGCUCUCCAUCUAAACCUUCAAUACCGUCCCAGAUGACCCAGCCCAUGUUCUCCGUUUCCCUGAACUCAGCACCUGCCUCCCUUCCUGCUCGGACCCGAGUAACUCCCCCGCCACAACAGCACCCUGCUGGUAGUGGUGUGGUGGCCUACAUGGGUGGAGGGGAGGAAAUGGCAAGUCCAGAGGGAGUUGACGAUGCAGAUAUGCAAGGACUCUGGCACAUGCUCCCAUCUACUGGAGACAACUCCCCUGCAUUACCCAGACUGCAUCAAACUUUGUCAACAACCCCUACUUCCACUUAUCCCCCUCGUGCCGACCCUUCCAGCAGCCACUUUCCUUCAGCUCCCAGGUGUGCAGAAAGAAAGGGACCCCAGGUAAAGGCAUUGGGACUUAGUAAGAUUCCAGUAGUUGGUGGAGUGGGAAGCAGGGCCGCUAAACCCCCCCUUCCUCACGCACAUGGCCGUCACCCUACAUCACCUGGUGAAAAAGAACCCCUUAGUGAUGAAGGCUACUGGGAGACACCUUCUGCAACACCUACAGCAACACCUGACGAGAGUGGAUUACAGCGAAACCAGAAGAUUGCCCUAUCACGAGACAGUUGCUCCGGAGACCACCUCUAUGACCUCUACAAUGAUCUUGAAGAUGAAGGAGAGAAUCACGGGGGAGAUGAAGAUCUUGCCAGUACUCCCUCUCCAUCCACUGAAUACAAAAUGAGCCCCCCCUCCCAAGCAAGCCCCCCUUCCUCUUCAUCCUCUACUUCUUUUCGAUCAAUGAAAGGCAGCACCAGCCUUCCUAGAGAAUCCAAAAUCCCGGUGAGCACGAGGCAAACCUCACCUCCCCACUCUGUAAGCCAGACGGCCUUAUCGUCUGUUCUGGAGACGGAAUCCCCUCAGUCAAAGACCCAGGCAACCCCCUCGGCCCGCACCAGAAUCCCUGUCUCCAAGGUGCCUGUUCGCCGCUCUGGAAACAAACCUGGCAGCACAACCAGAGGAAAUUCACACAAGAAGUAGCUUUUAAUCAAGCUGAUGAUCCUACUGGACUUUUUAGGAUGCAUACAGUGCUGCUUGUGCAGAGCCAAAUCCCAGAUCAAGAAAAAUGUUGAGCUGCAGAGUUAGCAGCCUAUGAAUUCCUCUGAAAUCCCAAAAGCACUCAUUCCUUAGGUUUUUUGGCUUACAGGUGGCUUGACUAUAAUAAGUGGUUUUGUUCUCGCCAGAAAGUCACAAGAAAGCUGGGUUAACAUCUCACUGACCUCACUCGCACUUUGCAGGUUGAUUAUUGACAAUCCAUGGACUCGCAGAAGAUACAUUCAUCACGUUGUAAGUUCUUGGAAACGUUUCUGACCUGUUGAAUUUAACAGCCACUUUGAGGAAAUAAAGUAGAGCACCUUUUUAUCUUUAACAAUUUUUCUACAGAAAUCCACAUGGCAUUAUUCAAUUUGCUUAUAAGGACCUAAACUAAUCAAAGUUUGUCAAUAUUAUUUUAUUUUUAACAUAAUUUGUUGUUAUCUAAUCUGUAACAAAUUACCUCUUAAUCCUUUGAUUUUAGAGCCAAAGUAAAAAAACAAAAAACCAACAUACACACACUCAUUCACUUACACACAGUCAUGGUCAUCUUUAGCCAUUAAUAACCAACCAACCUUUUGGCUUUUUUACAUGUUAUUCAUUUUUAGAAGAUCUUCUUCUGACCGCACACUGAUUACAAAACUGUAUUUUCAAAUAUGCCAACCAAGAUAUCUUGUCCAGUUUUCAUUUUUCCUUACUUAGCAGCUAAAAGCUGCUCAACAUAAGGCUGCGCAAUGCAUUUUUGGAAGAGGACACCUUUUUUUUUUUGUUGACUGACCUGUUUCAUCAUGGAAGGACUUACUCUGGCUUCUUUUGGAUCUCAGUUAUACUCUAAUGCAUCUCUGGAAAUACCUUCAUUGGAUGUCAAUCUCUGGGAUUUACAGCUAUUUCAUUACUGAUGGAAACCUGGAAAACAAUUGCAAUACUCCUCAUGGAGGGAUCCUUUGCACUGAAGUGUUAUUGAAUACCGACGAAAACUCAGCACUUGCACACUCAAGAUCAGAUGCACGCACACACACUUUUUUAUUGCUCUCUGCAUGCAGUGCCACACACCCAGGGCCCGCUGUUCAGCAUUUGCCUCUUAGCUUUGUAGCUACGCUGGAUCAUGUUCUUUUCUGAAGACAUAUGCAUAAACACAGUUUUUCUAGUUAGUACUUCAUGCUUCAUUACUUUUUAUGGGCUCAUCCAUCUAAACCUAUACAGCAUGGAUCUUAAACUGUGAUUGCACCAAGUUCUUAAUCAUGCUUUCUUUCUUGUCACAUCCUCGUCAUACAGGCUGGUUUGGGGGGAUGAGAAUGAUGUAUGUUUUCUUUGUCAACCACUUUCAAAAAGCCAGAGAAAAAUACCAAGCAAAAUGUUUAAAUGCUUCAAAGUAAAUCAGUUUAUUGGCCAACAUUUACUGGCUUUGCCUGUAAUGUUAAUUGUAUUCCAGCAUCCACCACAGCUAUUUGUGAAUCUGAAUGUAGCUUGUAGAUUCUUUUCUCUAUUCAUCCCUCUUUUAACAAAGAUAGACAAAUGCUGGAUUUUACUGCUUUCUAAGUCUCUCGUAUUCUGGAAAAUGAAGAAAAACCACUGUUCAGUGUGUGUAGCCGAGCAAAGCACCACUUGUUUUAAGAGUGGGGGGGUGGGUUGCAAUCCUAAAAGGCCUUUGUCAGUGAUUCAGUGAGACAAGCUACAAAGAGUCAAUUGUUUUCAUGAUUGGGAUUUUCAUAGGAAAAGACAUUGAAGAUGAUGCAAGUUUUCCUUAAUCCCAGCCAUAAGAAUACCGUUGACACUCGAGAGUCAAUCUUGUUAACAAUACUGUAGAUUUCCAUCUCAUUUAACAUUAAGUGAUUGACUCUUUUCAGCUCCUUGACAGAUUUUGUGCGUGAUAGAUGACGGAGUAACCUGAUGCCAGGUCUGCAGAGGAAACAUGUCAAACCUGAUAGAAAUGAACAGAGAAAAGGGUCACUCGGGGAGCAGAGAGUGAUCUAGUCGUGUUUUGUCUGCCUGUGUGAUGCUCUGUGCCCUUUAAGUCUACAAUUACUAUAAGGCUCUUUUCCCUUGAGUGCUGAGGAACCAUGGAGUGACUAAAGUAAAAAACAACUGUGAACUAUUUUGACCCAUACCAUUUCCUGUUAAACACAAAAACAACAACAAAUAGGUCCUCUAGCUGCAACAGUGGCCAUGCUUGUAGAUUGUUGACCAAAUUACUGGCCUGUUUCUUAUUUUGUGAAUGUAAAAACCAGACUGUCAACUACAUUAUAUCAGUGCUUAACUUGAAAAAGAAUAGGGAAUAAUGAACUUGAUAAGUUGUGCAUUGUUUGUUAAAAUGGGACAUUUUUCUCAGCCAUGUCCACUUGUGUCACAUGUCAAAGUUUGUGCAUCAGUAAAUCUUUUCUGCUUUUUCACAUGUCCACAUAUGUCACGGUAUUUCUAUCCUGUGCUCUGUUUUUCUGUAUAAAGACUCCCGAGGCAAUCACACUGCCACCAGAUUUAGUUCCGUUUAUUUAUUUCAGACUUGAUGUCUGUAUUUUUUCUUUUCGAUGACAAAUGUGGGCCUUCGUGUGAACUUUUGCAGAAAUGAAAAGCACAUGAUGCUUGGCUUGUUUUUGUUACACUUUGUCUGUUUACAGUGUGAAAAUCUUCCACCCUUUUGUUUUUGAUUUAUUAAACUGCUUUGCGCUUACAAAUGAGCGUCUGAAACUUUGUAACCACAUUCACACAAGAAUGCAUCCAAUAUAUCUGUACAUUUUUGAUUACAAAGAAGAAGGGCCUUUUUUAUUUGUUGUUUUUUUUUAUUCCAAGCUCCCUUUCUCAGUUUUAUCAUCCUGGUAGCUUUAAUCUCAGUGGAACAGGCUGGGUGAGAGAAUGUUUUUGUUUUUGUGCAGCAUGUGGCACUUUGACUGUGCUAUCACACUUGGAAAGAGGUUGGCUUUGCAGGGGGGGUAGUCAGCUAUCAAUACACUUUAUUGAUUGCUGAGAUAAAAGCCAUUGCUGCCGUUGGUCUGAAUUGGGAAAGAUACAUAGAGACAAGGACAAAGAGGCAGUGUGAUGACAAAAAAGACACAGCUGAUGCAUGUGGAUCUGGAACAUCUGUGUGAUUCUUUGUGCUCUAGAAAUAGAUAGAAGGUACCGACUUAUUCUUUGAAGAAGACACAUGUUGUUUGAAAAAGCACACAUGUUGUCUUUUGAGUGCAUAUCCAUGUGAAGUAAUAGGAUUUGGUGCAGUGCGAAUCCCCUUUGUAAUGGUGCAGCAGCCCCUCUCAUACUCUCCUCAUUCAUCUCUUUCUCUCUAUCUCUCUCCCUGUUUCUCUAGUUCUGCAUGCUGAGGUUUAUGUAAAAGCCUUACGUAAGGCACUCACUGCUACCGGCCCACUACAUCAAGGCACAGGAUGCUGACAGAGAGAAUGGUGUGUGCUGGUGCGUUUGAGGAUGUCAGCUGAUCCUAUCAUUAAUCUGCUGGAUGAGUACAUUUGCUGUCAAUGAUUGCCUGCUUGUUUUAGUGCAGAAAUCCUGUGUGCAAGUGCACAAUAAAGACAAUUUAUAUUGUGCUGACUCAGAAGGUUGACAUCCAAAUGAAGAGGAAGUCAGGAUGCUGAAAUCUUCAGUGUCGUUAAAUGAAGCCCUUUAUAAGUUUUGAGUAACACUUGGGUAAUGGUAAAUUAGAGUGCAAGUACCUCGAGUAGAGAACAGCAUUAAUCAGACUCAAUAUAAAAGAGUCACCCUAGAAUUUGUCUGUUAGCUGACACAUUACCCAGACAACAUUUGUCAUAUUUAUAGUCAUAGUCAGUAGCUGAAGAAACAUCAGUGUAAAAAACAAGUAUAAAAGAUUGUUUAAAGAUGUUUGUCUAGUAGUCUCAUAAACUAUGUACUUUCUCAGCCUCUCAAGACACUAGACAUUUCAAAUUUAAAACAUUAAAACAUUUGAGAGGCUAAACCAUCUGCUUUUAGAAAAAGGAGUACAUUUCUGUCCUUGACCUCACUUUUGUCAAACUAAGAAUAGUUAGUGUAUCCUGCAAACAUUAAUGUGACAUGAAGUCACUCCAAGUGGUAUGCACAUAUAUAGUACAUUAGUUUUUGUUAAAUAAACAAACA